UAUGUAACAACCCUCCUCUUUUCAGUUUGGACCCAACUCCUAAGCCUAAAGUCUUCGAAAUUGUUUGUUCAAAAUUCUUAAUAUUUGGUCUUAGGUUAUGGCGUCGAUGGGGCGUCAUCUCUCACGAUCUCUCGUUUGCCAGCUAAAGCAGCCCCGAUGGAACCGAUUGUUUUUGAAGUCCCACACUAAUUUGCAUUCCGUAUCCGUUUACCUAGGACAGCCACGAGUAUUCAGCAACACAGAACACGAUGGUUUUGAUUCGAAAAAUAAGCCACCAAAAUUAAGUGGCAGAACUAAGAAAUAUAACAUCUUCAACGAAACUGAUCGGUCGGCGGAAGUGGAUACACCCCAGCUUGGGGUGCAUCAGAGAAAAAAAGUCCUGUCAGGAACUGAGGAUGCAUCUUACUCAAAAGCAGUAUUUUUGAGGGGAAGGCGUAGAGUCAAGAUCUCUUUGUCCUGGGACAAAGUCAACGGCUGUCUGCUGCACCUUUCGCAACUGAAUGUUCCUGCCCCAGGCGCACCUUCGGAUCCUAUGUAUCUCAGCCAUCAACGAUCGUUUUGCAAAAAGGUCGAUGAGGAAGAGUGCUAUUGCAAAAAGAUGGAAGAUGAAAACUGCGCUUUAGAGCCCUUACCAAAACCAGAACCAAAAACCCCGAAAUGUUCAAGAAUAUCCAGGAAGCGAAAACAUUUACUAGAACAGAAGAAUAAGGCUUCUGAAGAAGAAGACCCUGUGGUAACGGAAACUGAUGUGAAAAGUCUAGACGAAGCCGUUGAUGAGUUAAAGCACAGUUGCAUGCUAGCUGCCGAGAAGAAAGACUGUGAGCGAAAGCAGUACAAGGCACUCUGCGAGGAAUUGAGAACCUCAAAGCCGCAGGGAGAUUCUAAAACCGUAGAUUCCCUCCUGAAGUGCAUGUUAUCUGGAAUAAAGAAAGCCUGUGCAGUUCACGCCCAGAAAAUGGUAUGCCAGAAAAAGUACGCCGAGGAGAUUGCUGCCGAAGAAGCUGCGAGGAAGGAAAAGGAGAAAAAAGAGGGUAAGCCACUAGACUGUAGUAAGCCCAACGAGGAAGACGAAUAUAGCUCGUUGAAUAAGGCUGACAAGAAAAAGGCCAAAGAAGAAAACGAACUAAAGCGCAUUCUCCAAGAAAUAAAAGCCAAGUGCCAAAAGCAGCGUGAAGAGGCCGAGCGUAAAAAAAAGGAAGAAGCCGAGCUUGGUAAAAAAUGUGAAGAAGCUGCGAUUCAGAAAAAUUGUGAAGAACUAGCGGCGAAAAAAAGAUGCGAGGAAGCCGAGCGUAAAAAGAAAUGCGAGGAAGCAGCGGCGAAGAAAAAGUGCGAGGAAGCAGCGGCAAAGAAGAAAUGCGAAGAGGCUGCAGCAAAAAAGAAAUGCGAAGAAGCCGCUGCAAAAAAGAAAUGCGAAGAAGCAGCGGCAAAGAAGAAAUGUUUGGAUGCAGCGGCCAAGAACAAAUGCGAUGAAGCAGCAGCGAAGAAAAAGUGCGAGGAAGCAGCGGCAAAGAAGAAAUGCGAAGAGGAUGCAGCAAAAAAGAAAUGCGAAGAAGCCGCGGCAAAAAAGAAAUGCGAAGAAGCUGCGGCAAUGAAGAAAUGUUUGGAUGCAGCGGCCAAAAACAAAUGCGAUCAACCAGCGGCUAAAAAGAAAUGUGAAGAAGCAGAGGCUAAGAAGAAAUGCGAGAUAGGAGCAGCUAAGAAGAAAAGUGAAGAAGCUGCUCCAAAAAGCAAAUGCACAAAUGAUGCGGCAAAGAACAAACGCGAUGAAGCGGCGGCUAAAAAGAAAUGUGAAGAAGCUGCUGCUAAAAAGAAAUGCGAUGAAGCAGAGCGUAAAAAAAAAUGCGAUGAAGCAGCGGCCAAGAAGAAAUGUGCAGAAGAAGCAGCAAAGAAGAAGUGUGAAGAAGCAGCAGCAAAGAAGAAGUGUGAAGAAGCAGCAGCAAAGAAAAAGUGUGAGGAAGAAGCAGCAAAGAAAAAGUGUGUGGAAGCAGCAGCAAAGAAAAAGUGUGAAGAAGCAGCAGCAAAGAAAAAGUGUGAGGAAGAAGCAGCAAAGAAAAAGUGUGAGGAAGCAGCUGCUAAAAAGAAAUGUGAGGAAGAAGAAAACAAGAAAAAGUGCGAGAAGGGUGAUCCUAAGAAAAACUCUCAAGAGGCUGAGGCUUUAAAAAAAUGUGAGCAAGAAAAAAAGAAAAAAAGUGAGGAAGCCGAGAAAAAGAAAAAAAGUGAAGAAGCCGCGCUUAAAAAGAAAUGCGAGGAAGCCAAGCAGAAAAAGAAAUGUGAGGCCGAGAAAAAGAAACAAUCUGAAGAAUGCGAGAAAAAGAAAGAUUGUGAACUAGCCGAGUUCAAAAAAAAAUGUAAUGAGCUCUCAAAAAAGGUAAAGGAUGUGGAAUGUAAGGACAAAAAAGACAAAUAGUUGGGGACCUCCCGGCAACCAGUCCGAAAACAAAGCUUACGGAGACGUGGGAGAUGGAGUCCCAGGAUGAGUUGAUGGCAGUAUUAUCUUUUAUUACUAAAUUGUCUAGCAUUAAUAAAAUGUAAUACUACAAUCCGACAAAACUAAAAAGGAGACGAUGA
This is a messenger RNA of Drosophila subpulchrella, 2568 nucleotides long. RefSeq names its product axoneme-associated protein mst101(2). Lineage: Eukaryota; Metazoa; Arthropoda; Insecta; Diptera; Drosophilidae. The record is from RefSeq and is a predicted model, not a curated record. Bases 98 to 2407 code for a protein of 769 amino acids. The transcript has a single exon.